Plasmodium gonderi is the source of this 669-nucleotide messenger RNA. RefSeq lists its product as hypothetical. The transcript has 7 exons. The coding region runs from base 1 to 669 and encodes 222 amino acids. Lineage: Eukaryota; Apicomplexa; Aconoidasida; Haemosporida; Plasmodiidae. The record is from RefSeq and is a predicted model, not a curated record.
AUGGCCCAAAACCCAUGGUAUGUUCAAAAAUCGAAGGCAUUAAGAACGAGCAAGUUGGAAAAAAUCAUUAACAAAUUCAACUCAGAAUAUGCCCACCUGAUGUAUAUUUCAAAAUUUAGAAACAUAAAAAAUACUCUAGACAGGAUUUACGAGAACUCAGAACUUAUAAUUAAUAAAAAAACGUUUAACAUAGUUCGGAUAAGUUGUAUAGCACAAUUGCAACCAAGACAUUUGGACAAUGUUAAGGAUGGAUUAAGCAUUUAUCUUUCCAACUUUAUGUUAAAGGCCAACCACGAUGUGGAGGGAUUCACCAUAUGUUUCAACGGCAUCAAACUGAAAGAGAAAGAACCUAAAGUUAUUAAUGGAGAUCCAUCGAUUAUGUUUUUGAAGAUAAGCUUCAAGCUUUUACUUUUGGUUUUGAAGGAGAAUUACAGAAUAAAGGUACAAAUUAACAAAAUUGAACCUCUAAGAAUUCACCUAGACGUUUUUGGAAUCAUUGAAGCAACAUUCGCGGAAGAAUUAUUUAAAGAAUUUUCCUAUAAUUCCAGAAAUAAUACAUUCAUAAAGGAUAAUAAAACUUUUUCCCUGAACGAUGUUAUCAAUUUUACUAUAAAAAACGUUACCCAUUCCCCGUGCGGCUCGAAUGUUAAGCUCAUUGGAUGUAUUUAG